Messenger RNA from Sciurus carolinensis (gray squirrel), 327 nucleotides. RefSeq names its product resistin like beta (gene Retnlb). The transcript is spliced from 3 exons. Bases 1 to 327 code for a protein of 108 amino acids. Gene Ontology annotation, cellular component: extracellular region. Gene Ontology annotation, molecular function: hormone activity. NCBI's taxonomy places the organism in Eukaryota, Metazoa, Chordata, Mammalia, Rodentia, Sciuridae. The record is from RefSeq and is a predicted model, not a curated record.
AUGAAGCUUAGUUCUUGCCUCCUCAUCUUCAUCCCCCUUCUGCAGCUGAUGACUCCAGGGAGUGCUCAGUGUUCCUUAGACUCUGUAGUGGAUAAAAGGAUCCAGAAAGCUCUCAGAGAGUAUAAACCCCCCGUCGCAACCAAGACACUCUCAUGUGUCAGCAUCACAAACUCAGGUAGACUGUCCUCCUGUCCUGCUGGGAUGGUCGUCACUGGUUGUGCUUGUGGUUAUGCCUGUGGUUCAUGGGAUGUCCGGGGGACCACCACAUGCCACUGCCAGUGUGCUGUGAUAGACUGGACCACUGCCCGUUGCUGCCGUCUGGCCUGA